This is a messenger RNA of Lucilia cuprina (Australian sheep blowfly), 949 nucleotides long. RefSeq names its product glutathione S-transferase 1-like. Lineage: Eukaryota; Metazoa; Arthropoda; Insecta; Diptera; Calliphoridae. The transcript has a single exon. Bases 16 to 690 code for a protein of 224 amino acids. Gene Ontology annotation, molecular function: glutathione transferase activity. The record is from RefSeq and is a predicted model, not a curated record. Gene Ontology annotation, biological process: glutathione metabolic process.
AGUUUACUCUCAGCAAUGUCUAGCAAACCAAUACUGUACGGAACUUUUACCAGUCCCACCGUUAUGGCAGUACUAAUAACUCUCAAGGCAUUAAAUAUCGAUUUUGAUUUUCGUGAGAUCAAACCGCGAUUACAAGAAAAUCUCACUUCAGAUUAUUUAAGAAAAAAUCCUGCUCAUACUGUACCCACUUUAGAAACUGAAGAACAUAAGUUUAUUGGCGAUUCACAUGCCAUUAUGGCGUACUUAGUUGAUCGUUAUGUUAAAGGCGACAGCAAUUGGUAUCCCAAAGAUUUAUAUCGACGUGCAAAAGUCAAUGAACUUUUACAUUUUGAAAAUGGUGUACUUUUUAUGAUGUGUGUCAAACAAACGUUUGGACCCAUAUUCUCGGGUCUUAGAACUAAUGUAUCUGAAGAGAAAUUUAAAGAGAUUGACGAAGCCUAUAAUAUGAUGGAACGUUUCAUUGGGGAUAAUAAAUAUGUGGCUGGUCCACAUAUAUCUAUUGCAGAUUUAAGUUGUAUAACUUCCAUAAGCAGUAUGUAUUUCUUGCGCCCAUUUUCAGAGGAAACACAUCCAAAGCUAUUUGAUUGGCUGGGACGUAUGAAAUCGUUACCAUACGUUCAAGAGGUAUUAAUGAGCGAUGUACAAGGGUCAACAUUGAAAUUUUUAUCUAAAACUAUGUCACAUUUGUAAAUUAUUCACACAAUAAAGAAUUACUUAUAUCUUAAACUUAGACUUGGUUUGUCAGGAUUCCAUUAUAAAAGCAAUUACAUGAACUUUGUUUAAAUUAGCAAACGAGCGAUCUGCGUGGGAGGAUUGAUCGUUUGCUUAAUGGUAAUAACUCGAAAAACCCAUGUAGUUUUAGCAUGAUACCACCAUAACAAAUGGUCGGUCUUGAACAAUUAUUUCUUCUUUUUUGUUUUUAUAUUCAUGUAUUUUAAUAUUCAAUUUA